Molecule: messenger RNA, 10511 nt
Organism: Stegostoma tigrinum
Lineage: Eukaryota; Metazoa; Chordata; Chondrichthyes; Orectolobiformes; Stegostomatidae
Gene: neurl1b
Product: neuralized E3 ubiquitin protein ligase 1B
Exons: 5
Coding region: 194-1954 (586 amino acids)
Biological process (GO): ubiquitin-dependent endocytosis
Cellular component (GO): early endosome
Molecular function (GO): ubiquitin protein ligase activity
Source: RefSeq, a predicted model, not a curated record
UCGGUUUGAGAGCUGGCAGAAAGGUGUCUGUGCCAAAGGCUGGCUUCACAGUUUCUGGAUUGGACGGCGUCCCUGCCAUGGUCAGCGAUUGGUUCCAAGUAGCGGCAAAAAAAAACAGUGCAAACUGAGGAGAAAAGAGGAGCAGUCGGUCACCGUUUGCACCGGUACCAGCACAGAGACAGAGUGACAGGACAUGGGGAACAGCAGCUCUAGUUUACAGCCCCGAUCCACCUGGAAUAACAUCAAUCUGGCCAAUAGCAGCAGCAGCAGAACGACUCCCGGGCUGCACUGUCACGGACACGGACACCAUCAGUAUGCAGCUCACCAGACCCGCUCUGGAUCUGCUCGUCAGUACUACACCGUUCCAACUAAUGGUCAUGAACGGAGAGCACAUCCAAACAUUGCUGAACCUCCUAGAUUUCAUUCGCAGGCCAAAGGGAAAAAUGUCCGUCUGGACUCACAUUUCAGGAAAGCCACUCGGAAGAACAGUUUCUGUAAUGGUGUUACGUUCAGCAACCGCCCAGUUCACCUUUAUGAAAAAGUGCGAUUACGGUUAUCAGUGGUACUUCACGGGUGGAGUGGUGCUUUACGGUUUGGUUUUACAAGUCAUGAUCCCUCUCAGAUGAGCUCUGCAGAUAUCCCAAAGUAUGCCUGCCCUGAUUUGGUAACCAGGCCUGGUUUCUGGGCCAAGGCAUUACCUGAAAGGUUUGCUCUGAAAGACAACGUCCUUGCUUUUUGGGUGGACAGGCAUGGACGAGUAUUUUACAAUGUGAACGAUGAAGACCCUGUUCUUUUCCAGUGUGGUAUUAAUGUUUCAGGACCACUCUGGGCAUUGAUUGACAUUUAUGGAAUUACACAAGAGGUCCAAAUGCUUGAGAGUAUGUUUGCAGAAACCAUAACUUCAGCACGGCUCAACACAGCACGACUGAAUAGUUGCCUUCCUCAGACGAGUCAUGACAAUGCCAACUUCAAUAAUAACGAACUGGAGAACAGUGUUGUGGUGGCAAAAAUCACAAACCUAAACGUAGGCGAAGUUCAAAGCCUUGCAGCAGACAAUCAUAACUUACCGUGCUGUCCCAACAGACGGCUUCGCUCACGGGGCCUACCGUCCUUCCUCGACACUGACCUUCACUUUCACCAUAUACGAGGGCCUGACGUCACUCUUUCUCAGGACAGGAUGGGCGCGUGCACAAACUGGAAGGAGAGUACUAGGACCCUGGUGUUCUCUGAUCGACCUUUACAUACUGGAGAGACCUUGUAUGUGGAGGUGGGACAUUUAGGGUUGUCGUAUUAUGGUGCUCUGCUCUUCGGUGUGACAUCAUGCGACCCCAGUACCCUGCGAACAAAUGAGCUCCCAGCGGAUCCAGAAUGUCUGCUUGAUCGUAAGGAGUAUUGGGUGGUGUACAGAGGUUUCUCAGUGCCCAACAACGGUGAUAUUUUCAGUUUCACUAUUCUGCCAAAUGGUGAGCUCCAUCAUCGUGUUAAUGGAAUAAACAUAGGGAUGCUGGUCUUUGUGGACACCACUCAGUCACUGUGGGUAUUCUUCAGCUUACAUGGAGUGGUCAAUCAGCUCAGGAUUCUGGGUACGUCUCAGUCCAGUCCUGUAGAUGUAUCUCCUUCAGGUUCUCCGGGUGGUUCCCAUUAUGACAGUGACUCUGACAUGGCAUUCAGCGUUAAUAGAUCCUCCUCUGCAUCUGAAUCAUCACUUGUGACUGCACCCAGCUCUCCUCUGAGCCCUCAGUUCUCCCCAAGUUUCUCUCCGCCUGAACCACCAAGUAGCAAAAAUGGAGAAUGCGCAGUCUGCUUCGAUAGUGAAGUUGAUACUGUUAUUUACACCUGUGGACAUAUGUGUCUCUGCUACGACUGUGGUCUUAAGUUGAAGAAGCAGAUCAAUGCCUGUUGUCCUAUCUGUAGGCGAGUUAUAAAGGAUGUCAUUAAGAUAUACCGUCCAUGAGAUAUUUGGCUCCUAUAAGGACUGUUUCUCAAUCCACACUAUAAUUUUCUAAAAAAAAGUAGAGGUUUUAUGGAUAUUGAAAGCUUCUAUUGCUCACUUUAAUUUCAGUUAUAUACACAAAGUGUGGCUGUAUUCUUUGUCAUUUAACUUAGUUUCUCUAUCUCUUUAUUUGUCUUCCCCCUUUCUGUCUCUGUUCCUGCUGUCUGCAGAUACUUGCUGGCAGGAAACUGGGAUGGCUGCACACAGUUCCACCUGUAGAAACAGAUCCACCUGAUAAUUAACAAGUAUUUCUCAAGCAGAGAAAUUUGGAGACCAUCCUGUAGCCAGGCUGAAUACAGGUUAAUUAAUCUAGAUAAAAUUAAGCUGUUCAGUUGAAGAGCAAUAUUCUUCUGAUUUCUUUUGCCAUUCUGUCAUUGCUCCAAGGAAAAUACUAGUCAUUAACAAAGACCAAAUAAUUUGAGAAAGACAGAUAUUCUGUAAGGAUAUCCCAAGAUCACAUCUAUGACAAUAUUUCCAAUGACUUACUACUAGCAGGUUAUUUUCCACAGGCAGUUAGCUAUUGGUCUGCAGGGUCAGUAAUGGAAUUCUCUCCACAUAUUCUCCACAAGGACUGAUAUUACUGCAUUUGCUUCAUGCACAACAGCCUGUGAAGUUAUUUAGAGAGAUCUCAAUUGCCACAUCCAAUUAAGACAUCAUAAUUACCUUUAAAGUACAUUUUAAAUUUAAUCUGGAGAUAAUGUACAUAUUUCUAACAGAUUAGUUCAUGUCUAAUUGCUGUUGUGUUGUGGAUGCGAUGUGCAUGCCAAAAUUGAUAGCUGGUGAAGGACCCCCAAAUUGAGAGCUAUUUUGUCUAAGUUUUCUAAAACAUCAAGCAGUGACUUUGCUGAAGGAAUUGGGGAGUUUGAUGGGUUCAAUAUAAUGACUGGAAGUUGUAGUUUCCCUUUUUGGCACAAAUUCAAUAACAAUAAAAUGUAAACGCAUAACAGUGACUGUAAACAGGCUCUUUUAUUCAAAAAAAACUUGUUUUAUUAUUUGUUUAAAAAUUGGUCCUUUUUUGUUCAUCUGCUGAUCGGGUCAUCUCACAAGUUUUUGGUUCAUUACCAGCCGUUUCUUUCAUACCCCUCUGUAAAAACAGCUUUACAGUCUCAACUUGUCAUUCUUGAUUGAGAUCUGUUUCCCUGUAAUCCAUGAGUGAGGACAUAGUAGUACAUUCCAUGAAUUUGAGAAAACAGAAAAGAGUGAGGGUGAGGAGAGGAAGACCCAAGAGAAGCUUGGUUCCAUCAACCAAAUUUUUAAUUGAUUCACAUGUUUCAGAGUCUUGGCUAACAUGCCAGCAAAGAGAUAUUGCAACUUUAAAAUGGCUUUAACAAUUAGAAGUUUUAUGCUGGAUUUUUUUCUGUGGUGAUUCAAUGCUACAGGUGCCUUACAUAGGAAGGUGAUGCACUUUCUGAUUCCCCGUGAACUUUGACUGCCACUAUUAUAGAUUCACUGACUAAUGGCAAAGUAGUUUUAUAGGACUCACGUGACAACCACAAAAAUAUUUUCCUUUUGAUAAUGGAUCGAAAAUGGUAUCUAACACAAAUAUAUUUAAUAUCUUGCCUAAUUUGCUGACUUUGUACAAAAAUAGUAUAUAGUUUCGUUAGAGUAUUGUUUCAAUAUUCAAGAUGAUGGCUCAUACUACAAAUGUCAACAGACACUUUGUACAAACUCUGCUUGCAAUAUAUAGUGUAAACAUUAUAAUUUUUUUUGCACUUAAAUGUUUUUUGUUGUCCAGGAUUUGAGUGUCUGUGUGCGUGUACUUGUACUGUAACUGAAAAGAUUAAUAGAUGAGUUACAAAAGAGGAAAUGAGACCCAAAUUUGAAAUUAAAGGUUUGAGUGUACCUUUCACCAAGGCCUAACAGGAUUGACAAUCAGAACUGACAGAACACCUCUUUAAAUAGUUCAUAACAAGAUUCGGUAACACAUUCUUUUAAGGAGAUAUGAACAAGUGUCCAAUAAAUCUUUCAAUAAUUUAUCAAAUUCAAAUUAAGAUUUCACUAGAUAAUUUAAUUGUCUUUUACUCUUCAUUUGCUUUUGUUUUCUACUCACCUUUUAAUUCUUCUGUUCCAUCCUAACACCCUUUACCCAUCCAAUAUUACUCUCAACUUUGUAAUUCUCUUUUUGACCGUUUAUGUUCAAUAUAUCUUUCCAUUAUAGUCUCAGCUUAUUUAUAUGUGUCCAUAGACUAUUGAAUUUGUAGAGCACCUGAUUCUGCCCUUGACCUGUUAAAGGUUUCUAUGGACAAAAUCUUGUGGAAGCGACGAGGUUUUCAUCUGCAGACUGGAGAAUAGCUAGGAUUUCUCUGUCUCCUCUUUUCAGGAAAACCAUCUAGUCUAGCACUUGACAGAGCAGGGCCAGGCUUUUCCCAGAGGCCAAAGACCAUAGGGAUGGAUGGCCUGCUUGCCAAGAGCUUCUGGCCAAUCAGAUCCCAGCAAUCCUAGUGAAAUUUGCUGUCUAGUACAACCACCCCAAGGAUUGUCGCUGGACCUCACAGUAGAUGUGAGUGAUAACAAGUGAUGGGCUUGUGAGGAUGGUUUGGGAUUGGGGGAGUCAGCAUUAAAUGCAGGGAAGAGGCUCCCUACCUGAUGAUGUCACAUAACCCAAUCAGCCAUUUGGCACCUUUGAAUGAAGUGAAUAAUGGUGAGUCUGCAGUCAAACAAAUGUGCCUGGGUUUAUUUGUAUACGCCCAGCACAGCAAUCCCAUUUCCUACUCCCUCACAACAUCACCACUAGCUGCUUGAUUAAUAUCUGCAAUUUUUUUUCUUUAUUCAUUCACGGGUUGUGAAGUGUCGCUGGCUAGGCAGCAUUUAUUGCCCAGAGGGCAGUUAAGAGUUAGCCACAUUGCUGUGGGUCUGGAUCCACAGGUAGGCCAGACCAGGUAAGGACGGCAGUUUCCUUCCCUAAAGGGCAUUAGUGAACCAGAUGGGGUUUUCCCGACAAUUGACAAUGGGUUCAUGGUCAUCUUUAGAUUUGGAAUUCCAGAUAUUCAUUGAAUUCAAAUUCCAUAUCUGCCAUGGCAGAAUUUGAACCAAGGUCCCCAGAACAUUAUCUGGGUCUCUGGAUUAACAGCCCAGCAAUAAUACCACUAGGCCAUUGCCUCUCCAUGGUGCAUUUAGGUGACAAUGGGGCAGAAUGGCCCAUGUAUAGAUGUAACUAGAGUGAAGCUGAGAGGAUAGAAUGAAAUUAUCCAUUGCUACCAAACCUGUCAUAGCAGAGGGCACAAAGUCCUGCCCCAUAUUCUCAUAGUUUUAGCUUGUCACUGCUUGGAAAUAAGCAAAGGAGACCUUCUUUUAAUAUAGGAUGUUCAUAGGUUGUGAACCUCCCCAAUAAUUGCUAUGGAGAGGUCAUGGUGAGCUGCCUUCUUGAACCACUACAGUCCACUGAGUGUUUGUACACGAAGUGUUAGGAAUGAAGUUCUAGGUUUGUGAUCUAAUGACAGUGAAGGAACAGAGAUAUAGUUCCAAAUCAGGAAGGAAUGUGAUUUAGAGAGAAACUUGCAGCUGAUUGUGUUAACCAAGGCGUUCUAGGUGGUACAGGUUAUGGGUUUGGAAGAUAUUGUCAAACAGGGCUUGGUGAGUUAGAUCAAAUAUAAUAUCAGUAUAUGAAAAAUAAAUCAAACUUUAUCUCAAUGCAUGGGGAGGUCUUUAAACAGUGUGUAGAAAGCAUGUGCCGAAAAGCAUGUACCAGAGAGGUAGAUAAUGAGAUGUAUCACAUUGAGGUGUUGGCAUUCUGAGAUAAAACCUUGCCCCAGUAUUUUGGGUUCAGUGUACAGAAAGCAAAGAAACAGGGAAUAUUGCAGUGACUCAAUAUCCAUAUGAAGAACGUGUUCAUUGUUUUUACCAGAUUUUAAAGAAUUAAGGACAGAAAAUGUUUUUUAAUAGCCCUGUCAUAACCUCAAACUGUGAAUCCGUUAGGGCAACCUAUGAAGUCUUUUGAAAUGUAGUAAUAAUUGUAAUGUAGGAAAUAUGUUAAUUUGUGUAGUGAAAGGUUGUGCAGGCAUUGGGAUAAAACCAGAUACCAUGUCUUUGAUGGUAUUGGCUAAGGAAUAAAUAUUGGCCAGGGCACCAGAAGAAGUCCCUUGCUCUUCUUCCAAUAGUGCUCUGGGGUGUUUUUCAUUCAUCUGAGAGGAAAGACUGGACACUGGUUGAAGAAGUCAUCUGAAAAGUAGCACUCCAACAUUACUGUGCUGACAGAUUGGUCUAUAUUAUGGACUGAAUGUAAUUCUGGUGGUGGUUCACAUAAAAUGGUAAGACUGCCUGCACUUGCUGGGCUCACCCCACUGCAAAUGAAAGUACAGGCAGGAUCGUUCAUUAUUCCCCAAAAACAGGUCCUGUCUCAGAGAGCUGCCAGCUAACUGGAGGGUGGCAGAUUUCAUGUCCCAUUAAUGAUGGAACACAGCUCUGUAAACAGAAGAAUGAGAGGAAGGCCUUUAGCAUUAGAAGUAGGAUCAAACUCCAAUGAGGGGCUUCAGGAGGCAUGUGUCAUUGGAAAGUAAUGGCCACAGCUUAAGGUAUGCCCUCCAUUCGUCAGAGGAUGUCCAUCAAAGGCACCAACUCCCUCAACCCAACCACCAGCCCGGCAACAAAUCUUGUCAGGUUUUACUUGGAAGCCUGGUGCAAGGCAUCAGCCUCUCCUGUUGCAGGUAAAAUCCCAAUGUCAGUGGGAGGAGAACAUUUUGUGACCCAAGGGCAAUUUUUUUGUUUUACUCCUCCUUGGCAAAAUUGUAGUAGGUGUGACCAUAAGAUCAUAAGAUAUAGAAGCAGAAUUAGGCCUUUCAGCCUGUUGAGUCUGCUCCAUCACUGAAUCGUGGUUGUUAUGUUUCGCAACCCACUCACCUGCCUUCUUCCUGUAAUCUUCGAUCCCCUUACUAAUCAAGAAUCCAGUCUUAAAUACAGUUAAUUACUUGGCUUCCAGUCGUCUGUGACAGUGAAUUCUACAGAUUCACCACCCUCUGGCUGAAGAAAUUCCUCCUUAUCUCAGUUCUAAAAGGUCACCCCUUCACUCUGAGGUUGAGCAGUCAGGUCUGAGUCUCUCCCGCAAGUAGAAACAUCUUCUCCAUGUCCACUCUAUCAAGUUCCCUCAAUCUCUCAUAAGUUGCAAUGAGAUCACCCACCCUCUCCCCCCGCCCACCACAACCUUUCUUCUAAACUCCGUCAAGUUCAGACCUGGGAGUCUUCAACUGCUCCUCAUAUGUCAAGCCUUUCAGCCCCUGAAUGAUUUUUGUAAACCUCAUUUGGACCCCCUCCAAGACCAGCACAUCCUUCCUUAAACAUGGGGCCCAAGACUGCUUAUAAUAUUCCAAAUCCAGUCUGACCACAGCCUUAUACAACCUCAGCAGUGCAUCUCUGCUUUGUGUUCUAGCUUUCUUGAAAUUAAUGCCAACAUCGCAUUUGCCUUCUUAACUGUCAGCUGGAAUUGCAUAUUAAUCUUAAGAGAAUCCUGAAUUCCUUAGUCCCUUUAUGCUUCAGAUUUCUGAAAACCAUUCCCAUUUAGAAAAUAGCCUACACCUCUAUUCUUGGUACCAAAGUCCAUAACCUCGCACAUUGUAUUCCAUCUGCCACUUCUUACCCACUCUCCUAGCUUGUCCAAGUCCUUCUGCAGCCUCCCUACCUCUUCAGCGAUACAUGUCCCUCCACCUAUCUCUGUGCCAUCUGCAAACUUAGCAAUAUUACCCCUCAGUUCCUUUAUCCAGAUCGUUAAUGUAUAAUAUAAAUAAUUGUGAUCCCACACUGGCCUCUGAGGAACUCCAAUAGUCACCAACUACUAUUGUGAAAAAGAUCUCUUUAUCCCCAUUCUCAGCCUUCUGCUAGUCAGCCAAUCCUCUAUCCAUACCAGUAGGGUGGCAUGGUUAUUCAGUGGUUAGCACUGCUUCCUCACAGCACCAGGGACCUGGGCUAAAAUGCACCCUUGGGUGACUGUCUGUGUUCAGUUUGUAUGUUGUCUCUAUGGGUUUCCUCUGUAUGCUCUGGUUUCCUUCCACAGUCCAAAGAUGUGCAGGUUUGGUGAAUUGGCCUUGGGAAAUGCAGGGUUCACGGAGUAGGGUGGGUCUAGGUGGGAUACUUUUCAGUGGGAUGAUGUGGACUUGAUGGGCUGAAGGGCCUAGUCCCACACUGUGGGGAUUCUAUAUGAGUAGGUGCUAAGAAUGAUGUCCAAAUUUACAAGAAUCUCCCAAAUGCCAUUUUUCUGCAGGAGUAAUAAAAUUUUAGCCUAUUAUUUAAGCCUCUUGCAUUUAACAUCUGCUUUCCUGUAGAUUUCACCUGUAAAAGCUUUAGCUACCCUUGUCCUUGACUGCAUUUUCUUUUAUUAGUGAAAUUAUUGACUUGUGCUAGUUUACUGUUCCAUUAUUAACACCGUCCACCAGUACAUCACUCAAAAAUCUGGCACAGACUAUAAGCCUAAUGAGUUCCAGGCUAUACAAUCAUUCACGCAUUACAACAAUCCCAAUCCUGAUUUCUCCCCAAAUCUAUACUUUUGUGUAUUCCAGACAGCAAUUAAUUUUGGGCAUCAGGUCUCCGGUUUAGCUCCUUUCUUUGAAUACUGUGAUUAAUUCUAGCAUUGCCAUUGCUGCCCUGUCAGUACAUUUCAGGGAUCCACCUGGAAUCUUCCUUGCCUAUAAUGCUUACUAUUACUAGAAGCUUUUUUUUAACCCGUCAAUCAAUGAAUAUUUAGAAAAGCCAAACAUUUUAAUUCCUUGCUUUUUCAUAAACAUGGUUUAAAACAAAAUUGAGGCAAAGCUGGUUUGUAAGAUUUCACUUGAAACUUCCUUUGUAUAGCUGAUGCAUUAGAUUUAAAAUAUUGAAUGAUACAGUCAGAAACCAUAGGUAAUGAGCUAGUGCCUUUGUUUUGGUGGGGAUGGGGCAGCACACAGGUCACCCCUAAUUGAUGUAUUGUUAUAGCAAGUGUUAUCUUUGUUGUGUUAUUACAUUCAACAUGUUACAGCCAAUUUUAUAAACAACCAAAGAGGAAUUAACCUUGCCACCUUAGACCCGUUAACAAUGUUGUGCAAUAGUUCAAAAACACACCUCACUGGUACAUUAAGGAUUAGAUUAUUAGUUUUACUUCAAGGUAAAUAUGCUUUCAGAUCAUGCUUGUUCAUGUUUCCUCAGAUUAAUGUGUUCGUUGGAAAAAAGAUGUAAUGUUCCAUGUAAAUUCUGUAAAAGUGCUGCAGUGAAACCUCGUACAGGCUGACAACUAAAGAUGACAGUUUUUCACUGUUGUAUUUCUGCUGUCAUCUGUUUACAAGGUGCACUUUAUAUACAGUGCAACAUUUUUAGCUAAGUGCAAAGGAAUUGAUUGUGGGGUUCAUUGGAUUAUUUUUAAGCCUAAACUGCAUUUAAGAUCUUAACCCUCAAGGUUUUAAGCAGUGGCAUUGCAUUUCCACUGUAUGUGUUACUCUUUCUUGAGUUGUGUCUGUUUUUGGAAACUUUGUAAACUAGUAAAAUAAAUCAAUCACUGGCAUUAGUUUGAUUUGUAAGCAGUUUUAGCAUCUAUUUUAUGUAGGCUUAAAAGAUAAUGGUCCUAAUUUUAACCUCCUUCUGGUGGUGCAAUGAAGAUUUUGCCUCAUGCAGUGACAUCUGGCAUUAUCAUCUAUAGAAAAGUUCUAUAAAUUUCUUAGCGUGCAGUUAGCAUUAAUAAAUACUAGUUACUAGUUCUUAAAAUAUAUUCAAAGAAAAACACUGUAAAAAAAAAAGUUGGAUUGGGUAUUCAGUGAAAAAGAGGUUAGAUGAAUGAUUGUAUGGAGACAGUUUUUUUACUCUGUCUAGCAGUACCUGUGGCUAGUGUGUAGUAGAUUGGACCAUGCAGAGCAAUAAUUUACACACAGUUUGUGAGCACCUUAAAAUCUCAAUUGAUCACAAGUUAACUGGAUUGAUCCACAUCUUUGCAUUGUCAUUGCACCAAGUAAAGGUUAAAAUAGUGUCCAAUAUCUAAGCAUAUUGUUUAUAUAGGAACUAAGGGAGACACUUUGUUUCUGGUAAAGCAGAUAAGAAUGCAAUUGUUAACUGUGAAAGACGAUAGUAGUUGGUUAUUCCGUUUAAAACUGAAUCCAAAUAACUGUGACUUGUUACUUCUAUCCACAAAGAUCUAAAUCAAAAUCAAACAAGAGUCAACAUAAAAACAUAUCUGGAUUAAUUAAAAAUUAAGUUCCUUUUGAAAUUUAAAUACUUAAAGAAUUAAUUGAAAUUGUAAUGUUUAAGUAGGAGGUUCAGAAACAAGUUAUUACCCUCGUCCUUGUACUUUAUAGGUUAAUUUUCUGAAAACACUGCAAACAAAUUAUGUUUUGCUGCUUUUUGUAAAUUAUUUGCUUAAAACACUUUGUUGAUUCUGGUUCUGAAUAAAUACAUACUGUACAGCUUCAUAGUAGACUGCUUCACUAUGUAUACUGGGAUGUUUUCAGAUGAAAAUGCAGUUUUAAUGCUGUUGUUAACAGUUGCAUAAUUGUAACAUUCCUUUGUUAUGUGACCAAAUGCUUCCCAUGUUGCUCACACGACCAGGCUUAUAAAGUCUUUUUGAGACCUA